UAAUGUCAUUGUUGUUUGCUUCGUUUCGUUGGGUUCAUGAAAAUCAGAAAAUUAUUUUGGAUUUAAGGAAUAAAUAGAGAAAAUAAUAUCAUUGUCGCUAAGUUAAGUUAGUCGAGAUAAUUAUAUCCGAUACUUCUUACUUAUAUAAGUCAAAUAAACCUUUUAUAAAAUGGGAGAUAAAAAAUACAAGCAAAGUAAAGCAGAUAUUGCUAAGCAGUUCAAUCUCCCUGAGAGGCAGUCCAAGAUCACCACAUUACUAAAUCAGGCUGGCCAAGCAUAUUGCAUCUGUAGAUCUUCAGACAGUUCGCGGUUUAUGAUAGCUUGUGAUUCUUGUGAGGAAUGGUAUCAUGGAGACUGCAUUAAUAUAUCAGAGAGGGAGGCUAAGUACAUCAAGAACUAUUUCUGUGACCGCUGUCGGGAGGAGGAUCCGACUUUGAAGACAAGGUUCAAGCCACAGAAGAGGGAAUAUGAUGGGGACUCUGGUCGGGAUGACAGAAAAAAGAAGCGUAAGGAAAAGGAUCACUCGGAAAAUAAGUCAUCAAAGAGACCGAGCACCAAAGAUGGAUGCGGGGACUGUGCGGGAUGUCUGCAGACACAUGAUUGUGGACAUUGUGAUGCUUGUGAAGAUAUGUACAGCGGAAGUAAUAAGCUGAAGCUGAAGUGCAAACAGCGUAUUUGUAUAAAAGCCAAGAAGACUUCAAGGCAAUCUAGCACGAGAGUAAAGAAGAAGCACCACGAACGCGAGACAUACGAGCCAGAAGAAUCGAUAGCUCACCUGCAGACGGCGGAGGCGCGGCAAUGCUACGGGCCGCAGUGCACGCGCGCCGCUCUGUUCGGCUCCAAGUACUGCUCGGGGCAGUGUGGCGUCAGGCUAGCUACAGCCAGGAUAUACCAGGUGUUGCCGCAACGCAUCCAAGAGUGGUCUCUGUCGAGCUGCGUGGCCGAGCUGAAGAACAGGAAGGCCCUGGAAGUGGUCCGCAGCGGCAUGGCCAAGGCGCAAGCGGCACUCCGCGCUUUGGACAAACAACAUACAGAUCUGGAUGCUUUAGUGGCGAGGGCUAGGAACGCUACAGUCAUUCAUAGUGAUGAUAAGGAGGCUGACGAUGAAACCCUAACAAUGUACUGCAUCACGUGCGGACACGAGAUCCAUUCGCGAACAGCGGUCAAACACAUGGAGAAGUGCUUCGUCAAGUACGAGGCUCAGGCGUCCUUCGGGAGUCGACAUAGGACGAGGAUCGAUGGCCAAAGCAUGUUCUGUGACUACUACAACCCUAUCAAUGGGACUUACUGCAAGCGAUUGAGGGUGAUGUGUCCGGAACAUUUCAAAGACCCAAAGGUCAGUGACUCCGAAUGCUGUGGUUGUCCACUAGUUCGCAAUGUGUUCGAGCCUACGGGGGAGUUCUGUCGUGCGCCCAAGAAGUCUUGUCUGAAGCACUACCAGUGGGAGAAGCUGAGACGGGCUGAGAUCGACAUGGAGAGGGUCCGACAGUGGCUCAGACUUGAUGAACUGGUCGAGCAGGAGAGGAGCAUUCGAUUGGCUAUGGCGUCUAGAGCUGGCGUGCUGGGUCUCAUGCUGCAUUCGACGUACAACCAUGAAGUGAUGGAGCGAAUCACCUCCAAGGUCACAGAGAAUGGCAAAGUCAAGGAAGGCUCUUGACACCUCAGCGACACUACGCAUAAACAAAAAAAAUUGGAUAAAAACGAAUUGGCUAAAAUAGAUGGCUGUCAAGCCGCCAUUUUAAAUUAAGAACAAUGUAAUUUUAAGUUUUAUUGCUGAAAUUGUUUAGAUUAAGGAAUAAGAAAAACUAUUUUAAUGUGACGCAAGCGAAGUUAGUUAAGUAUAAUUUUGUAAAUAAUACUGUUUUUGAAAGGGAAGUAAAUGUGUUUCAUGAAAAA
Messenger RNA from Plodia interpunctella (Indianmeal moth), 1896 nucleotides. RefSeq names its product CXXC-type zinc finger protein 1. The transcript has 10 exons. The record is from RefSeq and is a predicted model, not a curated record. Gene Ontology annotation, cellular component: Set1C/COMPASS complex. Gene Ontology annotation, molecular function: DNA binding; zinc ion binding. The coding region runs from base 170 to 1657 and encodes 495 amino acids. NCBI's taxonomy places the organism in Eukaryota, Metazoa, Arthropoda, Insecta, Lepidoptera, Pyralidae.